Messenger RNA from Prunus armeniaca (apricot), 228 nucleotides. Lineage: Eukaryota; Viridiplantae; Streptophyta; Magnoliopsida; Rosales; Rosaceae. The record is from the annotation of a GenBank genome assembly.
AUGUUCAAGGACGUGACUCAAGUAAAAAUUUAUGGACAUGCGAAGAAAGGUGGAGCAAGCCUCAAGAAAAUCCUGGGCAUAGCUGGAGUAAGAGCCCCUAGCGAGGCUCAAGAAAAUCCUUGUCGAAAGAGGUGGAGUUGUAGGGGCUCACUCUUGAAAGGUGUGGGUGUGGUGAACGAGCAUGUUACCUUGGCUUGGAUCUUGCCAAGGUGGAGAUUGUUGGUGUAA